Molecule: messenger RNA, 5073 nt
Organism: Lizanozyma spartinae
Lineage: Eukaryota; Fungi; Ascomycota; Pichiomycetes; Serinales; Debaryomycetaceae
Exons: 1
Coding region: 1-5073 (1690 amino acids)
Biological process (GO): mRNA export from nucleus; mRNA processing
Cellular component (GO): THO complex part of transcription export complex
Molecular function (GO): mRNA binding
Source: RefSeq, a predicted model, not a curated record
AUGACGCACCGGAAGACAGAUAGUGGGCCAGCAUUAACUACCUCUGACUCUGAUAACGACUCGUUUGAAAUAAUGGAGUAUGUUACAGACGCUGCUCUUGAGGAUUUUGGAGGCACCGGACUUCAAUCAUUGGUGCCACUCCUUGAAGCUCAGUACUCCAAUACUGAUGAAAAAUUGCUGGUGAUCAGCACCAUUUAUACUGAAUGUCUUGUGUGUUUCGAAGCUGAAUUGAUCCAAGACCAUUUAUUGGUGCAGUUGUUCUCCGCAGUGAUUACUGAUGAUGUGCAUGCUGUUUGUCUUUGUCAAGUGUUUGAUUCGUUUAACUUGUCAGAUUCAAUACCAUUAGUGGAGCUUCUCGCACUGUUGCUUCGUAAAGGUAUUUUGAAGCAAUCGACUCUCGCUCAACACAUCUCUACACACCUGGUAUUGGCUCAAUUGGGCAUUUUUAACAAAGACUCUUUCCAAAGGCAAUUAAAUAUUCACAAACGUGAUCAAUUCUACACUCAAAGGAAAUAUAACUUACUUCAUGAAGAGGUGGAAGGUUAUUCUAAAUUCAUUUACGAACUUACCUGGAUAAUCCAAUCUCCUGAUUCCAAAUAUCAAGUGGACAACGCUCACGAGAUAAUUCUUUCUCUUGUUGGUCAUUACCAGCUUGAUCCCAAUCGAUGUCUUGAUUUAUUGUUAGGAUUGUUUUGCAAUUAUUUCAUCAAUUCACCCACAUUUUGUAUCCAAUUACUUAAGAAAUCACAAUGGUGGCCGUCAACUCCAGCUGAUUCUGGUAAGGAUUUUGAAUCCUUAAUCAUUGGUGGAAACGUCAACGCUGCUAAAAUAAUUGGAUUAACUUUGACAAAAAAUCCAAAAAAAAAAGAUUUGACAGAAACUUAUAGAAUCCUUGUGGCAUGUCUCAUUAAAGAAGGCUUUAUAAGUUUUGGACAAAUAUACCCUUAUCUCACUAGAGAUGAUUGUGAAAUGCUGAUUAUCGAAGCUCAAUACAAAAAGGAAUUGGACGACCAGGUUUUUAGAGCCAGUGCAUCCGCAUUAGCUUUAGCUGCUCCUUUGGUCGAAGAAGAGGAAAGCGGUUUGAAUACCAUAAGCAAUGGCACAUCGAAAUCAUCAAGAGAGAAAACUGAAAACAGCUCUGUAGUUAAAAAGCAGUCAAUUGGUGAUAUGUUAGCUUAUAACUAUAAGUUUCAAUUCCUUCGAGUCUUUCUUGGAAACGGACUUUACUGGCCAUCCAUAUAUAUAUUGACCGAAAAUCCUUUUCUUGGCCAUGUUAAUCCCGAGAUUCCUCAAUUGAUUUUUCGAUUACUUAAUGUCAUGCUCGAGCCAUUAUAUUCCAAAGUUCAACCUUUUAGUACAAGUCAAUUGUUAGAAUUGAGUGCAAAGAAGAAAAUUUUACUGCCCAGGUUUAACUCUGAAGCCACACAAUUUGUUCAUUUUUACAGUUUCAAACCAACGAUCCAAGGCUUUGCAUACAAAAAGUUCCAUUAUAUUUAUGAGGAUUGGGAUAAAUCUUUGCCCUUAGUUGAAACUGUUGACGGUUUAUUUGAACGCCUGGAAGAACUAUUCAAAUUUUUAGGAGUUCAUUUAGCAAACGAUGUUGAGUUAUUCAUCAAACUUUGUGAAAUUGCCAAUUGGGAUUUAAACUCUCACAAUAUUACCAAUGAACGUAAAGCUAAAUGGUUGCAAUUCUUCAGGAGAUUCUUGUAUCCUGCUAUGGGAUCUAUUGAGGAGAAUUCCAUAGCAGUUGACAAGGCUUUUGCUGUUUUGAAGAACUUUCCACUUGAAGAUCGGUUCAAUUUAUAUGGUGAGCUUCAUCAGGUGACAUCAAAAUCAAAUCCUUAUAUUAAAUUAGCCUAUAAUAAGGCUGAAAAGGCAACAAAAGAUGUCUUGAAAAGACUUUCCAAGGAGAAUGUUCCUUCAAUGAUGAGACGAUUAGCUAAGAUUUCGUUUUCCAAUCCAUUGCCAUGUUUUUUAACUGUGUUCCAACAAAUUGAAAGUUAUGAUAACUUAAAUACUUUAGUUGUGGAAACUGCACGGUAUUUCAACAGUUAUGGAUGGGAUGUACUCACUUUGGCUCUUCUUAUGCGUCUUACAGCUGCUGGUAGGUCUACUGUGCAAAGUGAUGGACUUUUUGAUCGUCAAUGGAUUCAAUCGUUAGCAAGUUUUAUUGGUAAGAUAUGUCAUAGAUACCCACUUGCGAUUGAUUUAACAACAAUAUUCAAGUUUCUUUUGAAAGCACUUCACAACCAAGAAACAAUAGCCAUUAUUAUUCUAAAGGAAAUUUUACUUGCAAUGGGAGGAGUUCAAUCUAUUUCUAACUUAACAUCUACUCAAGUUGCCAUGUUGAACAGUGAGUCCAGUGUUGAAAAAAUUGCUUUAAAAACAAUUAUAGAUUCACGCUAUGAUAGAAUCAAAAGUGGUGCUGUGCUAUUUAAAACAUUAUUCAACCUAGACGCAAUUAAUGAGUUGUUCAUACUCUUAUGCAAGUUUAAUCAAUCUUUUGUGCAUCAAUCAGAGGAAAUGGUGCACUUAAAGGUUAUGUGCAAUAGAAGUGACGAAUUGGAGAUGUUGCUUCAUUCUUACAUUACAUUUAUAAACUUUUUUGGUUCGGAAGCAGUCGUAGUGGAUCACUUGACUCCUAUGGACCAAAUGUUUUCCGUCUUUCAUCUUGAUUCAAAGUGGAUCUGGGAGUUAUGGAGGCAUUAUUUACCAUCGACUAUGCCACUUUCAGAGGAAGUCAAAUUAGCAAUUAAAAAUUCUAUGUUUGGAGAGUUGGGAACCAGGGUGUCUUUAGAUUUGUAUUUGACGUUUUGGAAUCUUUCAUUGUAUGAUAUCAAUUACGAUGAAGCUAUUUAUUCAAAGUCACAUGAAAAGAUUGAAGCAUCACUAGCAGCACUUAAAGUGAGCUUCGCCCAAUCUAAAAGGUCUUCAAAGGAAGCAAGAGCAAAAGCUGAUAAAUUGAAAGAUGAAAUCGAAUUAACAGAGCUAAAAAUUGAACAAGUUCAGUCUGAUAAGCAGAAACAUGAACAGCAUUCAGAACUGGUAUUGUCAUCUAUGUCAACUGAAAUUUCGAGUUGGUUUGCAUCUGGUGAACAUAAUGAUGAACAGAUGAAUGAGUUUAUUUUACAUUGUAUCUUACCCCGUUCUAUUCACUCUUCAUUUGAUGCAGUUUUCAGUGCUAGGUUUAUCUUUAUAAUGAGAAAGUUACAAACACCUCAUUUCUCCAUCCUUACCUGUUUGGAUAAAUUAUUCAAUUCCCAGUUUCUUUUUGGGACAUUGUAUACGAUGACUUCAACCGAAGCUGAGAAUCUUGGGUUAUUUUACGCAACUUUGUUGACUCAAUUACAAGAAUGGAAAGCAGAGGAAACUUUUUCGGUUGUAUCAUUGGUGAAUAGUGACGGUGACUCACUUACAUUAGCAGAGUUUGGUCGUGUAUUAUUUUCUUACCACGAAGCAUUACUGAAGGAAAUUAUCAGUUCAUUAAAGGCAACUGAAUUCACCUGUAUUAAUAAUGCUAUUAUAUUUCUUAAGAAUCUACUCGGAAUAUAUCCUGUUGUUGAAGAUCAUUGCGAGUUACUCAUUAGUAUUCUUGAGUCCCUAAUGAAGAAGGAAAGUCGCCAAGAUUUGAUUUUAUCACUGAGUGCCUUGCUUGGUCAUAUCAAGUCAAGAACCAAGGAGCGGGUACAUAUGUGGGACUUUUAUGAAAUGGACCCUGAAGAGAAGCAGAAGCAAGUUGAGUUACGAGAAGGUUUACAAAAGGCAAUUGCUGAAGCCAAAUUGAAGAUUCAGAGACAGAAAGAAGAGCAAAUAAAGCAAAGAGAACGUGAAGAACGGGUCAGAUUAGAGAAAGAGAAAGCUGCUGCUGAGACGAAAAAGGCCAAUAUUUAUGAUGAAAAAUUACCCAAGUCCAUACCAGCUGGUCCAAGCAGUUCAAGAAGUACAGGCAUCAGAAGCGGUACAGAGACUCCUGCUAGGAGAUAUGAUUACUACUCGAAAUAUGAAGAGAAAAAGUCUACUGUUAAUGAUGGUGAUAAAAGCAAACAGGAAAAGCCUACACCUAAGAAUGCAUUAGAGGUUCCAAAGGAUAAGAUUUCAGCUAGUGAGUCUAAAUCAGACUCGAAAAGUGUUACACCUGCACUUGUGAACCCAAAGAUUACGAAUAUUCCUAGUCAACCCAAAUCACAAACUGAACUCUCCUCUUCAACAGCCAAUGAUAAACUUCAGAGGAAAAUAUCCGAUUUGAAGAGUAACAUUUUGGAGAAGAGACUAGCACCGGAGAAGCCAAAAUUGCGUGACAAUGGUCAGGGAGUAUCAACACUUCCUCCACCACCACCACCUCCUCCUCCUCCUCCUCCUUCUUCUUCCGCUCCUCCAUCUUCUUCCGCUCCUCCUUCUGCUCCAAGCUCUCAAUCAUCUAAUACUUUGCAAUCCAAGAAACGUGAAUUUUCUAGCGUUGAUAGGUCCAAAGAGACCGAAGGAAGAUCUUUUAAGAAUGACAGACCAAUUGCCCAGCCCCGUUCCAGCUAUUACGAUAAAAGAAGUGAUGCUGGAUUCCGUGAUCGUGAAAGAGACCGGGAAUUUGAUCGUGACAUUGAAAGGGAACGCCAAAGAGACCGUGAUAGAGACCGCGAUCGUGCCCGUGAUCGUGAUCGUGAUCGUGAUCGUGAUCGUGAUAGGGACCGUUGUAGAGAGUCGUAUGGCUCGAGAAACAAGUACAACACUAACUCUGGUUCCGGAGGUGGCUCGAACUUUGUCAAUGGAGGAGCUUCCAGGGACAGAAGGUUUGAAAGUGAUAGAAACAUUGGGUUUGCCCCUCAAGGACCCCUGGGAGGCAACCAAAGAAGUUCUAGACCUAGCGGGUCACAAAUGAACAGGCCAAUUGGCGUUUCUAAAGCCAGUUCACAAAGCCAAGGGCCAUUGCCUCCCCCACCCCCUCCACCUCCUCCACCUCCUCCCUCUGCACCUUCAUUUCAAAGUAGAUCGGGUACUCAGCAGAAUAGAGGAAGAUACGAUGGAAAACGGAAGUAUAGUUCCGAUCAAGAACGUAUCGUCAAGAAACAGCGCCACUGA